Molecule: messenger RNA, 3025 nt
Organism: Oncorhynchus mykiss (rainbow trout)
Lineage: Eukaryota; Metazoa; Chordata; Actinopteri; Salmoniformes; Salmonidae
Product: EH domain-containing protein 2
Biological process (GO): endocytosis; endosomal transport
Cellular component (GO): cytoplasm; plasma membrane
Molecular function (GO): GTP binding; protein binding; calcium ion binding
Source: RefSeq, a predicted model, not a curated record
GAGAGAGAGAGAGAGAGAGAGAAAGAAAGAAAGAAAGAGACGAGGGAGAGAGAGAGUGAUUGUGAGUGAGAGAGAGAGAGAGGGGACCCCUUCAACUGAAACAUAUUAAACUCUGGAGACGUACUAUCCCACAGACUGACAGGCUUCUGGCUGCUUCUGGCUGCCACACCCACACAUGAGCUGCAGCAACUCUAUAAAGUCAGACUAUUCUGCAACUUCCUUAAGGGAAGAGACUCUACUCUCAUCUUCACCAGGUCGUUCAGGAGUCAGAGUGGUGUGUAUAGGAGAGGAAAGGCCCAGACCAGAGCUCUAACAUACUACAGAAGUCACAGCCCUACAGUAACACACAGGACCAUCUUCUGAGAGGAGGCCCAGAGGAUGUCUCGUUGGGGCCGUAAAGACGUGAAGAAGACUCCUGAGGUGAUCAGGACAGUGACAGAGGGGUUAAAGUCUCUGUACCAUCAGAAGCUCCUCCCCCUGGAGCAGCACUACGGUUUCCAUGACUUCCACUCCCCCUCUCUGGAGGACGCAGACUUUGACAACAAACCCAUGGUGCUGGUGGUGGGGCAGUACUCCACUGGCAAGACUAGCUUCAUCAAGUAUGUGUUGGAGCAGGAUAUCCCAGGAAGCAGGAUAGGACCAGAGCCCACCACUGACUGUUUCACAGCCAUCAUGCACGGUGAGGUGGAGGGAGUUAUCCCAGGCAACGCUCUCAUCGUCGACCCCAACAAACCCUUCCGCAAUCUCAACCCCUUUGGAAACACCUUCCUGAACAGGUUACAGUGUGCCCAGCUGCCCAAUCAGGUCCUGGAGAGCAUCAGCAUUAUCGACACGCCGGGGAUCCUGUCAGGAGCGAAACAGAGGGUGAGCCGAGGUGAGAAGAGCAAGGCUCAGGAGUGGACGGGACAAGGCUAUGACUUCCCAGCGGUGCUGCGAUGGUUUGCAGAGCGUGUUGACCGUAUCAUCCUCCUGUUCGAUGCCCACAAGUUGGAGAUCAGUGAUGAGUUCUCCGAAGCCAUCGGAGCGCUGCGUGGUAAUGAGGAGAAACUGCGCGUCGUCCUGAACAAGGCUGACAUGGUGGGAACACAACAGCUGAUGAGAAUCUACGGAGCUCUAAUGUGGUCUCUGGGCAAGGUGUUCAACACCCCAGAGGUCGUGAGGGUGUACAUCGGGUCGUUCUGGUCUGAACCCCUGCUGGUCCCUGAUAACCGUCGUCUGUUUGAGCUGGAGGAGGAGGAUCUGUUUAGUGACAUCCAGAACCUUCCCCAUAACGCAGCCCUCAGGAAACUCAACGACCUGGUGAAGAGGGCACGACUGGUCAGGGUGCAUGCCCACAUCAUAAGUUACCUGAAGAAGGAGAUGCCAACCUUCAGGAAGGACAACAGGAAGAAGAACCUGAUCUACCAACUUCCUGUCAUCUUCUCCAAGAUCCAGCUGCAACACCACAUCUCUGCUGGGGACUUCCCUGACUGCGCCAAGAUGCAGGAGCAGCUGUUGACCCAUGACUUCAGUAAGUUCAAGCCCCUGAAACCGUCCCUGAUGGCUGCUCUGGACGAGCUGCUGGCAUCCGACAUCGCCAAGCUGAUGCCCCUGCUGCGCCAGGAGGAGAUCAACCUGGGGGAGCAGCCAGGGGUACAGGGGGGGGCCUUCCUGGGAACCCGUGCCGGGCCCUUCGUGGUGAACGACCCAUUCGGUGACAUGGAGAAGGAGGGCGAGGAUGGGGGCGAGAUGGCCUGGGUGGUGACCAAGGAUAAGCCCAAAUAUGACGAGAUCUUCUACAACCUGGCGCCCAACGAGGGCAAGCUGAGUGGCACCAAGGCCAGGGACUGGAUGGUGAGCACCCGGCUGCCAAACUCCGUCCUGGGGAGGAUCUGGAAGCUGUCGGAUGUGGACCGAGAUGGCAUGCUGGAUGACGAGGAGUUUGCCCUGGCCAGCCACCUGAUCGAGGUGAAGUUAGAGGGGCAUGGUCUGCCACCCGAGCUGCCAGCACGCCUGGUGCCCCCCUCCAAGCGCAGGCAGAAAGGAUCUGAUGUAUAGAGAGACUACAUUAACCCACCCUUUGGAGCUGAGAGUAUAACCCUCUGACAGCUGACACACACACUACUGCCCCCCACGUAGUCCCCUACGUUGUCCCCUAGUCCCCUACGUUGUCCGUAGUCCCCUACGUUGUACCCUACUUUGCCACCCUGCGUUGUCACCUAGUCCCCUACAUUGUCACCUAGUCCCCUACAUUGUCACCUAGUCCCCUACGUUGUCCCCUGCGUUGUCCCCAGUCCCCUACAAUGUCCCCUAGUCCCCUACGUUGUCCCCUAGUCCCCUACGUUGUCCGUAGUCCCCUACGUUGUACCCUACUUUGCCACCCUGCGUUGUCACCUAUUCCCCUACAUUGUCACCUAGUCCCCUACAUUGUCUUCUAGUCCCCUACAUUGUCCCCUUUUUCCAAUUGGAUCUAAAUGUGUUUUGCUGAGUGAUGUCAAAUAAAAGCUAGUGGCCUGCUCUACUCUAAUCUACUCUACUCUACUCUGCUAAUUACACACUGAUCUGAUUAUACAUGGCUCUGAAAGCUGCCUUACUAUAUUUGACUUGCUUUUACAUGGAGCUAUUUAGCAGGGGUUUUAACAAAUCAAGACAGACAUACAUAGACACAUGUUGAAUAUGUUCAAGUACACUAAUCUAUGUUCAUGUAUUUGACAGCUGUUGCCAUUAGGUACAGUAUAAAGCUUGUUUAGUCAUCUCUCUGUCUGUCUGCAGGGGACUGGUCCAAACAAUAACAUUGCAGCACUUAUAUAGUUAGUAUAGUUUUCCUCACACACUAUGUCACUGUCUUCUAUUCAGCUUUUGGGGGAUUGUUUAGUGAGUAGUGCUGUUGAUUUUCUAUUUACUAGACAAAUAACGGCAUUUGUUUCAAAUUAAUGUCAUAUGCUGUGAGAACAAUGUUGUUAUGUAAAACAGUGACUGCUGUGCACAGCUAACCCAACAGCUACAUGUUAUUAUUAUCAUUACCUAAUAAACUGUAUGGACUGUG